Messenger RNA from Racocetra persica, 152 nucleotides. Lineage: Eukaryota; Fungi; Glomeromycota; Glomeromycetes; Diversisporales; Gigasporaceae. The record is from the annotation of a GenBank genome assembly.
UAAUGACUUGAAAUGGCGUUGCAAUAAAGCUGGUACUGGUGAUAAUGUUGAAGGCGAAAAUGCUGAAGGUAUUUGUAAUGAUGUCAAAGAUGAAGGUGCUUGUUGUAAUGAUGCUAGAGAUGAUGGUGUUUGCAAUAAUACUGAAGGUGAAG